Epinephelus lanceolatus (giant grouper) is the source of this 1395-nucleotide messenger RNA. It is a transcript of the gene tm4sf5, whose product is annotated as transmembrane 4 L six family member 5. Gene Ontology annotation, cellular component: membrane. The record is from RefSeq and is a predicted model, not a curated record. Lineage: Eukaryota; Metazoa; Chordata; Actinopteri; Perciformes; Serranidae.
CUGUAGAGAAGUCAAUUUUUCCCCCUGCUGAGGAUUUUAAUUUUUAUCUGAGACCCCUGAAAAGAUACACAGAUCUGACAUCACGAUUACAGGCAGCCACACCGAUACUUGGCCUUUGUUCCCUCUCUCCUUCCUGCUCUAACUGCCACUCACCAUAUAUGACUUUCACCGUGUCACAGCGGUGAGCUUCUCAUUCGCCUCCUGACUUUGACUUUGAGAGGGAAAGAUACUCUGAGUGAGAGGGAACAAAAAAAUAAGACAAAAUAAGAUAAAACUAUGUGCUGUACGGGGAAGUGUGCCCGCCUGGUGGGCCUGAUCCUGCUACCUUCAGCAUUCAUCUGCAUGAUCGCCAACCUGCUGCUGUUCUUCCCCGACGGGGAGAGUCAGGAUAAUGACCAUAUCUCCCUCCAGGUCUGGCUGAUGGGGGGGCUCAUCGGAGGAGGCCUGUUUAUGCUGUGCCCGAGCUGCUCAGCUAUCAGGGCCGGGGGCAAGGGUUGCUGUGGAAAAGGUUGCUGUGGCAACCGUUGCCGGAUGCUGAACUCUGUGUUCUCCUCUGCCUUUGGCCUGGCUGGAGCGAUCUACUGCGUCAGUGUGGCCUCUGCAGGUCUGGCUAUUGGACCUAAGUGUCUGUCGGAUAAGGGCAAAUGGGAAUAUCCCUUUGAAAACCUUGGCACCGGUAAUGGCAGCUACCUUGUAAACCAGACCAUGUGGGCAAUGUGUGAAUACCCCACCAAUGCCGUGAUGUGGCAUGUGGUUCUGUUCUCCAUACUGCUGGCCAUGGGGGCGGUGCAGCUGGUGCUCUGCGGCAUCCAGGUGGUCAACGGCUGCAUAGGAUGCAUCUGCGGGGACUGCCGCGACAGCAAAGAUGAUGACAGUGGAUUGUGAAAGUGAAGAUCAUCCAGUUGUAACCGACCUUCAGAGGGGCCAGGAGGGUUUCAUUUUUCCCCCAGUUUACACUGAGGGAAACUUCUCUGUGAAACAUGCUGGAGUUUUCUUAUAAAGCUGUUGUUUCAUACCAAAGUCUUACUCCACUAUUGUAUGAAUUUUAUUCUAGCUGAUGUGUAUGCUGAUGUUGUGUAUUUUUAGAUGAAUUAUUCAUUAAUUACUGAAUUAAUGAGUCAUAUAUGGAUAAUACUUUAAUGGUAAAUAAUUUUGUUAAAUGUGGCUCUACUUAGUUUAGUAUGCUGUAUUCUCAGGAAGACUGUGACAGCACCGUGAGAGUUGAAAGAUUUUGUCUCAACAUUGUGGGGGACAUGAAAUGGGAGUGGGGGUCCUUCACCAGAAAAUUUGGAGCAUCAAACACUUUAUUUUCUGCAUUCGGGUGAAUUUUUCCGCAUCAAUUUAUGGUGUCAAUGUCUUUGAUUUUGACAAAAUAAAAGUCCUCUGCUACUUUCA